AUGGUUUUUCCUAGCUAUAUUCUUGCAAAUGUUGUAGAUAAUAGUGAUUUGGUUAUGGAAAGAGGAUGGAGGGAGAUGGUACCAACAUGUCCUAGGUGUGGUUCAUCUAAUACAAAGUUUUGUUACUACAACAACUAUAGCCUUACACAACCUAGGUAUUUUUGCAAAGGUUGUAGAAGGUAUUGGACUAAAGGUGGGUCCCUACGGAACGUUCCCGUCGGCGGCGGUUGCCGGAAGAGCCGGAGAUCUCGGUCAUCGUCGUCCUCCCUAAGGCUAACUCCAUCCUCAAACCAUCAUCAUGGGAUCUCUUCUAGGAAUAACACCAUGUUUGGUAAUCAACAACAACAUCACCACCAUAAUAAUAAUAAUAAUAAUAAUAAUAAUAAUAAUAAUCAAGAUCACCUUGGUGGGCAUGGAAACAUCAACAACAACAACAACAACAACAUGGGUGAUUCUACCCCCUCGCCGAUGAACUCCGAGGCUCCUACGAUAGACCUCGCGGUUGUUUACGCCAACUUCUUGACCCAAAAACCCGAAAACAGUAACGAUGUACUCCCUAGUGGUGGUUACAACAAUAACAAUCCACCAUUAGUAGAGUUGUCAAGCAUACCGGAUGCUACUAUUAUUGCUCCUACUUCACAAGUUUUGUUACAAGUACAACUAGAACAUCCCAAUUUCUCCCAACCAAUUCCCAUUUUGCCAGAGUUAAUGAUGAACAACAACAACCAUCAUGAUCAUAAUAACAACAUUGAUCACCAAAAUCAAGUGGUGUUUGUCACGGAGUUUAGUAGAUCAAUUCAUCAUCAACAUGAUGAAUUAGGGUUGCCGCCGUUGCCCUGCGGAGACUCAUUGUUGUUACAAGAUCAUCAUCAUCAUCAACAACAACAAGGAAUUCCAUGGGAAGCUUCAAAUUUGAAUGAUCAUCAUCAUCAUCAUCACCAUCAUCAUAAUCAAGAUGAUAGUAAUAUAAAUGAUGAUUUGGAGUCAGAUUCACAAUUUUCCAACUUGUUUAAUAAUGGGAGUUGGAGUCCACUUGAUUUACCAGGUUUUGAAACUUCCUCUUCCUCUUCAAAGCUUUGAUUAAAGAAGCUAUCUAAUUGGGAUUAAUGAGCUUGCGAAUUUUGUUUGGUUUUCAUGCAUCGAUAAAUAUAGAAUUUUCAGUAUAUAUAUACUCGUAUAAUAUAAUUAUAAAUGUAUAGAAAGGUUAUUUAAUUUGUC
Molecule: messenger RNA, 1218 nt
Organism: Spinacia oleracea (spinach)
Lineage: Eukaryota; Viridiplantae; Streptophyta; Magnoliopsida; Caryophyllales; Amaranthaceae
Product: dof zinc finger protein DOF3.5
Exons: 1
Coding region: 1-1080 (359 amino acids)
Biological process (GO): regulation of DNA-templated transcription
Molecular function (GO): DNA-binding transcription factor activity; DNA binding
Source: RefSeq, a predicted model, not a curated record